AGUUCGGCAUGCGGCAGGAGCGGCGAAUGCCAGGUGCAAAGUCUGGACGCUGGGAGAGAGAGACGCAAAGGAGCAGAUCUCGACUGUCCCAGAAAAUGCAGAGCUGGGACAAAGAGUGCGGACAGGAUAUCUGUGCCCAGGUGGUAGCCUUGGCGGAGGAUUUCCUCCUGAGGCAGCAAGAGCCAGAAAGGGAGGAAGAAAAGGAGCCUCGCCCCUCAGACCAGAAUCUGCUGGAUGCCAUGAGGUUUCAGGAAGCCAAGCCAGAGGAAGACAGGGAGGCUGGCGUGCUUGAAGUGGAUGGGCCAGGAGAGGAAAACAUGAAGGAGCCAUUUGCACUGGAAAGACCUGACCGUAUAGACCCCAGCAGAAUACCUUUGGAAGAGGUCAUAGGGAAAUGUUUCCAUGUUCCCGAAGAAGCAGCACAUGAAAACACCCAUAAAGCUACCUUUGUGACAGAGAAGCCCUUUGGGUGCUUGGAGUGUGGGAAACACUUUGCCACUAGCUCUCACCUGAUCAACCACAAAAGGGUCCAUACGGGAGAAAAACCGUACAAAUGCUUGAGCUGCGGGAAGAGCUUCACCGAGAGAGGAAACCUCCUUAAACACCAGAGGACUCACACGGGAGAGAAGCCAUACGAAUGCUCCGAUUGUGGCAAGGCCUUUGGCAUCAGCUCCCAGCUGAUCAGCCAUAAAAGGGUCCACACGGGAGAGAAACCAUACGAGUGCCUGGACUGCGGGAAAAGCUUCUGCACCAGCUCUCAGCUAGUGCGCCACAACCGAGUGCACACGGGGGAGAAACCAUACGAAUGUGCCGAAUGUGGGAAAACCUUCAGUCAGAGGGCGUACCUUGUUGGCCACGAGAGAACCCACACUGGAGAGAAGCCGUUUAAAUGCUCACAGUGCGGAAAAUGGUUCUCCCAUCGCUCCGACCGCCUGCGGCACGAGAAGAUCCACACGGGCGAGAAACCACACAAGUGUUCAGACUGUGGGAAAGGUUUCAAUCAGAGAGGCUCCCUCAUCACGCACCAGAGGACCCACACGGGAGAGAAGCCCUACGAGUGCUCCGAGUGUGGGAAAAGCUUCAAUGACAGGGGCUACCUCGUCACGCACAGGAGAACCCACACGGGCGAAAAGCCCUAUGAGUGCACAGAUUGCGGGAAAAGCUUCAGUAGAACUUCCCAUCUGACGGCGCAUAAAAAAACCCAUGUAGGGGAAAGAUCAUAAUGUGGAACGUUCAUGAAACCUCAAAACGAUUUAUGUGGAAGUGAAGAAUAUAAGGGAUGCUCAGAGCAAAUGGAAGACUGGACUUCAGACAAGGGCUGGAGUUUUGCCUGGAGCCAAAAAUGAAUAAGCAUCAGACAAUCACAAAGGAGACAAACCUGGGAAAUUGCACUCACGGCUGAACAAUGCACCCUGUAGGUGGGGUAUUAGAAUAUGUGAACAGGGCGCAUGACCAUUGGUGGUAACUUUCGGUACACUGGUCAUUAAAAAAUCCUGAUGGGUCAGACUGAAGAUAACAGUUUCCAGUGGAGGAUGUGCACUUAGUUCCAUGAGGAGCAAAGCAUGAAGGCAAUAGGCCAGCUUUCCCUCCCCAGACACUGGUAUUGAGAUACACUGCCUCUGAACAUGGAGGUUCAGUCUGAUCAGAUCUCUCUCCUAUGAAUGUUUCUAAGCCCAUUUUUUGAAGUCAUCUAAGCCUGUAUCCGCCAUUACACAAUGUGGCAGUUGAUUCCAUAAAUUAUGUGCUGUGUGAAGAAACAUGCUUUUGUUUGUCCUGAAUUUACUGUUAAUUUCAUUGU
Molecule: messenger RNA, 1798 nt
Organism: Gekko japonicus
Lineage: Eukaryota; Metazoa; Chordata; Lepidosauria; Squamata; Gekkonidae
Product: zinc finger protein 436-like
Exons: 4
Coding region: 9-1223 (404 amino acids)
Biological process (GO): regulation of transcription by RNA polymerase II
Cellular component (GO): nucleus
Molecular function (GO): DNA-binding transcription activator activity, RNA polymerase II-specific; RNA polymerase II cis-regulatory region sequence-specific DNA binding
Source: RefSeq, a predicted model, not a curated record